Molecule: messenger RNA, 4611 nt
Organism: Pararge aegeria (speckled wood butterfly)
Lineage: Eukaryota; Metazoa; Arthropoda; Insecta; Lepidoptera; Nymphalidae
Gene: RIC-3
Product: resistance to inhibitors of cholinesterase protein 3
Exons: 13
Coding region: 127-2229 (700 amino acids)
Biological process (GO): synaptic transmission, cholinergic; protein localization to cell surface
Cellular component (GO): neuron projection; intracellular membrane-bounded organelle; neuronal cell body
Source: RefSeq, a predicted model, not a curated record
UCUCUGCGUUUCGGUCCGCGGUCGAGGCGAAAAUCUUUAUUUUUAUCACACACGACGAUGUUCCCGUAGAGUGCGACCGGCUCUGUGCGCGAAUUGCGAAUUGCGAUACGAAAACACGACGUCAGAAUGGCGAAUGACGAGGUGUUGGGUCCGCGGAAGACGAUGUUCGUUUUUGUGAUUGUUGUGGGCUGCUUCGCGGUGCUGUGGCCCAGGAUCUUGUCCCCGCUGAUCCUGGGCCACUCUUCGGACCACCUAAAGCCGAACAAGUUCGACCGGGACGCAGGUUGCUGCGAGGUUAUAUUCGAGACGGACGUCGCGGUACUUCAGCUGGUCAACGAGGUUUGCGGCUCAGCGCACUCCGCAAGCGAGUGCCGCAUUGCGGUCAACCAGACGUGCGGAGUGGACAUUGCGGCGUUCCUCAAACGUACGGAGAACGUCGGCAAGAACACCAAGAUGAUCGUGGAGGCGAUGAAGAAGAGCAACAGCUCGUGCCUCCGGCAGAACUUUGGCGUGCCCGUUUAUAGUAUGGGCGAGCAUUUCGCAGUGGAUUCCAAUUAUCAGCAGGACAUAUUGAAACAAGAACGACCCCCGAUCCGCGUCGGUCAGCAUCCGGCUUUGCUAGAGCGCGGACGAGCGAUCCCGCCCGGACCACCCCCACCAGCCAGGCCUGUGGUGCUGCCCCCCCACGUCAGGGUACGCUCCCCCCUAUCUGUGUACUACGAAUUGGACAUCAAGCCACCUCCGAUCCCGGGAAUGCGUCCGCCCCUGGGUUCCCCGGGCGGGCCAGUCCCCGCCCCGAAGUCCUCGAUGGGCUUCGUGAUGCCCAUAUACACCAUUUGCAUCAUAGUGUUCUUCGUGUACACGCUCAGUAAGUUAUUGUUCAAACGCGGCGGCUCGCCGUACGAACCUGUGGCUCCCGACCCGCAGUUCCGCCGGCGGGUGUUCCGGGACGACUCCAGGACUUCCCCUGACAAGCUAGGACACAAAGAAACUGAUACAAGGGACGCAGAAUUGGCAGCGCUGCGCGCCAAACUGGCCGAGACCGAGCGCGCGUUGCAAAGGAUCGUGGGGCAACUCGCGCGGCGCGAUGCGGAAGGGCUGGAUAACGCUCGCCCUUACACCAAUGGAACUGUCUUACAUAGCGGCGUCGUUCAAAUAGUCGCUAGCGAAUACAAAGAAAAGACUCCUGAACCCCAAAAACAAAAAGAACCCAUACCAGAAAUUAAAGAAGUCAUUCCUGAAGAAGCCGCGCCAGAUGCCGAUAAAGUUACAAAAGAUGAAAAUCAAGAAUUAAUAGAAAUAGAAGCUGCUCCAAGAGCGAAAGAAUCUACCCCCGAACCAGAAAUACUUUCUGUAGAAACACAAAAAGAUGCUACAGAGACUGAACUAAAUAAUAAAAUCGAUGAUCAAUUAACAAAUGAGUUAGUAGAAACGGAAAACAAGGAAAACUUAAAACAACCAGAACUAGUAAAAUUAAAGCAAGAGGAAGAAGAAAAACAUGCAGAACUUGAGACAUCAAUCCCAGAACAAGAAGAACUACCAAAUAAUCAAGAAGGUAACCUAGAUCAUAUACAACUUUCCGAGGGCAUUGAAUCGGGAAAAAGUGAUUUAACAAAGUCAGCAGAAUCUUUGAACGAGGAAAGGAAAGAAGAAGUUGAAAAUAAAGAGAUGUCCACUGAGGAUUUGUUAGAGGAAGCCAUUCAAGAUUUGCCUGAAGAAGAAUUACUAGAGGAAGAUAAAGAGAAUCAAAGCGUUAAGGUAGUGGGUAUGGAGCUGACAGCUCACGCGGUAGAUGGGGGCUCCUGCAGACCGGAGCCCCCGAAAGCUCCGCCUCAGACUAAAACGCACGAGGCGGAAGAAGUGCAGUCCAUAUUCCUGGACACGGAGAUCCCCCAGCAGUCGCGGGUGUUGGUCGCGGACUUCGCGGAGGAACGCCCGCUGCAGGAGAAGCGCACCCACUCUCCCUUAGUGGUGAGCGGCAAGAUAACUUUGUCGCUGAUACAAGACGCGCCUCGGGACACACCAGACAGAGAUCUAGAGUCCACAGUGGAUGAGUUUACAACGGCCAGUGCUUUCACACAACCAGCUGAGAAAGAAGAUGACCUUGAAGAAGGCUCAGACGAAGAAAUUGAAGAAGAGAUAGAGAUAGAGGAGAUCGAGGAAGAAGUAGAAGAAGAAGAAGAAGAAGACGAGGUAGAAGUUAAAAAAGACGCGCAAAAGGAACAGUGAACUGAUAGUUUUAGAUAUUAACCAUAAUAUAUAGAAGCUAGUGUUAACAUUAAUGGUAAUGUGAUUCGUUCGAGUGAUUGCGAUCGUUGAUCGUCGCAAUCACUAAUGAACUCCAUUUAAAAAUCAAUUAGAAUAAUGUUUUUAACCUUUUAACUGGAUUAAAAAUUAUAGAAUUCUCGUUCACGGUUAUAAUUGAUAUAACUACUGAGUACCAAGUUUGUCAGAUUUUCUAACUACGUUAACUUAUUCGAUCGCGUAAAAGUUAACUACAAUGUCUAUGGUACGGAAAGAACGGCAUAUAGUGAUAGUACGGUUUUCCAAUAUGGUCACUAGAUGGCGCUCCUUCGACAACAUAUAAAUCGAAUAAGUAAAUCUGAUACUCGGCACUUAGUUAAUUUUUUUCUCUUAAAUUACUCACUGGCUUCUGUAUAUUUUUUUUACUUAGUAAUAAACUGAAUUGACUUUAUCCAAUUAAUUCUGGCAAGUCAUUUUAAAUGCAGAUCGGUUAUUUGUUAUCAUUUAGUUUUAUUUUAGAAGAACUUUUUUUUGAAAAUCUUUUUUGGUAUUUAACUUUAACAUAAUAUACCAUGGAGGUGUUAUAACAGAGUCGUCGUGUAACAAUUUAAUAUAUUCUGGAGCAGUCAUGGUCAAUGAAAUGUGUGACCACGCAAACUGUCACGCGUAUGACAAUAAUACCACAGAAACCAAAGUUACCGUUGCAUUUACUUACUGAUGGGACGUCUCACCUUUUUAACUAGAUUUCUCUGAUUCUUAAUUCAACAGAUUACUAGUUUUUGCGCUUACGAAUAUUUUCGAUCCAGCGUACCGAAACAAGAUAACAGUUUUUCUAAUUAAUGUAACUUAACUUUAAGUAACAAGCCAAAAAAUAACACAUUAUAAUUAAUACUUCGUGAAUAAAAACGUUAUACUAUGAAAACGUUAUAACAUUCUUAGAAUUUAAUUUUUAAUGUAAAAUUACGAAUUUAAAAAGAUUUAAAUCGUAGAUAUGACCUCGCCUACAUUUUCUUAUAGCGAAAUCAACUUGAAUGUGAAAUAAGUGAGUUUAUUUAUUUCUCAUUAAUGUUUGGAAAUAUUAACCAAUUUAUCAAGAGAAACGACAGUGCUAUAUCUAGAUUUACAGUAAAAAUCAAAUGGUGUCAGCAGCGUUAGGGUGAAAGUAACUUUGUUUCCAAUUUAUUUAUUUUUAGUCGUCUACGAAAUUUUUGUACCGUAAAUAUUCCAUAAGUAUUAAGAAGGUGGUAUUCUGAUACUAACUUGAGAUAUAAACAUACAUUUUUCAUUGUCAGGCCAUAUCUACUAUUGAAUUCUUUGGCGUAUACAUUGGUGUGUUACAAUAUUUUAAUUGUGUGCCAAAUUUACUUCCAUUUUUUUAUAUGUGUUUUUUUAUAGAUUUCUACGUUUUUGUAAUUUAGUAAAAAACGCAGUUUUUUAAAAAGAAAUGUAUUAAAAUACUCUUUUGCUAUAGAUUCAAUGAUCAGAGCUGUUAAAAAUAACGCAUCCUCAUUGCGUCGCUUGCAGUCUCAUAGGGUGUUUGUUAUGCACCGUUUUUUUAAUUUUUCUAACUUAAUGAUUGUUUCGUUUAUUCGGCAGUUGUUUUCACGUGCCGUCGGCCAGGUCCUUUUCCAAUAUUAAAUAUGUCAAUGAUCAGGGCCCAGAUAUUGGCUGUUGUCUAGCUGUUCAGAUAUUCAUUUCUCUAUUGUUUAUAAUAUCUAAAAAAUAUGUAUUAUAAUUAUUGUUGUAUAAUAUUUAAGCCGGGAAAACAUAAACGACAGGCCAUUCUAUCCCAGGCAACGCCAUGCGUGUUGCGUUUCAAAUUAACCAGCGUGGCAUUCAAAUCAAUAGUUGAUUUGUCGACUCAGUAAACUGUGUACCUAGAAUAACAACACGGUAGUGACGUGUGGCCUGGGCAUACAAAAUAUACAGUUUUGAUUUAAAGUAACAUGCUUUGCGUCUCAGGGUUUGCACAGGAUAUGCAAAUGAUAUAAAAUAAAGAAAAUCUCCAGUACGUGUUAUAAAAAACUUAAGGAUAGGCUUUGUAAGAGUUAUAAAAAAACCUACCCUUAAGUAUUUAUAACACGUAAUGGAGAUUUUCUUCAUUUUAUAUCAUAUGCAUACCCUCUAUGCACGCGACUGCUCGUGGCGUAUUGCAUAUGUGCCAGUGUCAUUAAUGGUUUGAGUUGAUGUGUUAAAAAUUCUGCAUUUAAAUUCUUGAUUCUUUCUCCCUUCUGCUUUAGAGAACUUUGUCUUUAAACGUUUGAGUUUUACGAAAAGUUAUAUUUUAAUAAGUGAAAAUCUUUGUCUAUUUUAAAAUAAUUUAUUUUCCACAAUUCUUUAUAAACAUUAAACAAACGGCUUUACAUU